AUGGAGAAUGAGCAGAUCCAGAGUCCGCCACCGCUCAGCAACCCGGGGGCCACGAACACCAGCACCACCACCACGGCCCCCAGCAACAGCAACACCGGUGGGCGCCAGACGGGCCCCCCCAUCUCCGUAUACAGCGGGAUCCCCGACCGCCAGACCGUCCAGGUGAUCCAGCAGGCUCUGCACCGUCAACCCAACACAGCCGCACAAUACCUGCAGCAGAUGUACGCCGCCCAGCAGCAGCACCUGAUGCUGCAGACGGCAGCGCUCCAGCAGCAGCACCUGGGGAGCAGCCAGCUGCAGAGCCUGGCCGCCAUCCAACAGGCAAGCAUGGCAGCCAAUCGGCAGGGCGUCUCCUCCGCUUCCAACGGGGCCACCCAGACCCCCCCUCAGCAGCCCACGAUCAACUUGGCCACCUCCCCUGCGGCGGCCCAGCUCAUCAACCGGGCGCAGAGUGCGAAUUCUGCGGCCGCCACCGCCUCGGGCAUCGCCCAGCAAGCCGUCCUUUUGGGCAACACCAGCAAUCCGGCCUUGAGCGCCAGCCAGGCGCAAAUGUAUCUCCGGGCGCAGAUGGCCCAGCAGACAAGUUUAAUGCAAGUAGCUAGGAGCCUAGGCCGCGCUGUUCCUUUGUCCCCCCAGCUCAUCUUCACCCCCACCGUCGCCGCCGUCCAGCCCGAGGGGACCAGCAACGGCAUGCAGCCCCCCACCACCUCCGCACCCCAGGUGCAGAAUCCGGCCUUCCGGACACAACAAGCGGUCAGCCAGGCGCUCGGCUCCACUGCCGGCCAGCAGCCGCCCCCCUUGGCCAUCAAGCCCACCCCGAAUAACCACGGCGGCCAUUCCUGCUCGGCCAGUCUGGCGGCCCAGCUGAAGGGCGCCAAGGAAGGCGGGGCCGAGCUGCUUCCCGAGCACCCGAGGAAGGGCGAAGGGGGCGGGGCAAGCGGUAGUGGUGGGACAGCGGCCCCCCUGGACGGACGAGGCAGCGGUCCCAAUCGGACGGGGGGCCCCGCCCCCACCCACCCCCCGAUUGCCCCAGCCUACCCCCCAGCCCAGACUCAGUCGCAACCGCAGCAGCAGACUCAGGCCAAGCCCCUCCCACACCAGUUUGUGAUCCAGCAGCAGCUCCAGCCCAAACCCCCCCCCCUGCCGGCCUUCCACGCCNCGCGGACAGACGGACGUCCCGCCGGGUGUCCGAACCACACAACUCAGCACAAGUUCCAGCACACCUCUGCGGUCAUCCUGCAGCUGCAGCCGCCCGUUGGGACGCUGCCCCUGGAGGGUCCCCGGAAAGACCCCGUCCCGGCUCUCCUCUCCCCCGAGGCUGCCUGCCUGUCUCCGUCAGCCCCUCCCAAAGCACCGGCGUCCGAGGGUACCGGACCCCCACCACACGCAGAGGCGACCCCCGGCAGCGUUCGCACGCCCCCAGACCCCAGCAGCCCCGGCAUGACAUCAGGAAACGGCAGUGCUGCCUCCACCGUUCCCAGCGCCGUGCCCCAAAACGGGGAGAACAAGCUGCCCCCCCAAGCGGUCGUGAAGCCCCAAAUCUUGACUCAUCUGAUCGAGGGGUUCGUGAUCCAGGAAGGGGCCGAACCGUUCCCGGUGGGCCGCUCCUCGCUGCUGGUGGGGAACUUGAAGAAGAAGUAUGCGCAGGCGGUUCUGGCAGAGAAGCCCCCGCUGCAAGAGACCACCACCACCACCGACUCCGAGAUGGAAGACCCUUACUUGCAAGAAUCCAAAGACGAGCCAUCUCCUCCGAAGUUGAAAUGCGAGCUCUGCGGCCGCCUCGAUUUUGCGUACAAAUUCAAGCGUUCGAAGCGCUUCUGUUCCAUGGCGUGUGCAAAGAGGUAUAACGUGGGUUGCACCAAGCGAGUGGGACUCUUCCAUCCGGACCGCAGCAAGCAUCAGAAACCGAACACGCCUCCACACUGUCGACGUCGACCCUGCAAGGGAGCCCUUCCCCCAUUCACUAAAGAAAGCAAAAAGACGGCACCGGCCUCCUUGCCACCCAGUUCAGCACCCAUGGCGAUAGCCAGCUCUCUCCAGCUCGGCCGUGGACAAGAGGACUCCAGCCGCUGCUCGGACAACUCCAGCUACGAGGAGCCUCUUUCCCCUAUCUCGGCCAGCUCCUCCGCCUCCCGCCGGCGCCAGGGCGAGCGAGACAUGGAACUGCCGGAUGUCCACCUGCGGGACCUGGUGGGCAUGGAACGCCACUUCCUGCGCAGCGAGCCCACGAAGUGGAACGUGGAGGACGUCUACGAAUUCAUCCACUCCCUGCCCGGCUGCCAGGAGAUCGCCGAUGAAUUCCGCGCCCAGGAGAUCGAUGGCCAGGCGCUGCUGCUGCUGAAGGAGGACCACCUCAUGAGCGCCAUGAACAUCAAGUUGGGGCCUGCCCUGAAGAUCUAUGCCCGUAUCUGCAUGUUGAAGGACUCUUAGGAGCCGGGGCUGGUGCCGGGCCGUGAUGGAUGGACGAUCAGCUUGGGGAAGGGA
This is a messenger RNA of Protobothrops mucrosquamatus (brown spotted pit viper), 2484 nucleotides long. RefSeq names its product polyhomeotic homolog 2 (gene PHC2). The transcript has 15 exons. The coding region runs from base 1 to 2430 and encodes 809 amino acids. Gene Ontology annotation, molecular function: protein binding; zinc ion binding. Gene Ontology annotation, cellular component: PRC1 complex; nucleus. The record is from RefSeq and is a predicted model, not a curated record. Lineage: Eukaryota; Metazoa; Chordata; Lepidosauria; Squamata; Viperidae.